UGGCCCUCGGGGGCGUGUCCUACUGGGCCCGGGCGCCGGCGCCUCGAGAGGGGCGCUUCUGGCGCGCCCUGGCCCCGGCGGCCGCAGAGGACGCGCGGCGGCGAGCAUGGAGCGCGAGCUGGAGGAGCUGGAGGCGCGGCCCCCGCGCCCGGCCGAGCCGCCCUUCCAGGCGCUGGUGGAGGCGGCGGGCGGCCGCGGGCAGGUGCUGCUGGUGGGCGAGCUGUGGGAGCGCGAGCAGAGCCGCGCACUGCUGCGGGACUUCGCCCGGGCCGUCUUCCCGCCGGAGCCAGGCGCGGGCAAGCCCGGCGGCGCGGGGCCCGGGGCGCCGGGGGCCGGGGCGCCGGGGGCGCAGAGGCCGCCCGGGACGGCGGGGGCGCGCGCCAUCCGCUCGCCGCUCGUCUUCGUGCUGUGCCGCGCGUCCUCGCUGACCGCCCGCGAGCCGCGGCGCCGCCUGCGGGAGAUGCUGCGGGACGUGCGCGGCCGGCGGCGGGCCGGCGCGGCGCUGGUCGGGGUGCUGGUGGCCGAGGCCGGGCCCGAGGACGCGGUGGCGCCGGGGCUGCGGCUCCUGGAGGCGCUCCUGCGCGCGGUGUUCGGCCGCCAGGCGGGGGGCCCGGUGCAGGCGGCCGCCUACCGCCCCGGCCACCCGGCCUCCAGCUUGGCCGUCCAGGCGGCCGCCUGCAGAGCGCUGCAAGCUGCGGGGCCCGCGCGAGCAGAUCACCUCCAGGACCCUGAGGAGGAGCUGGCCCUGACAGACGUGUUUCCCAAUGGAGACUGUGAGGACCCCAGAAAGGGGCUGAGAGCCUGUGAUGGAUUUGUCCACGCUCCGGCUGAGCCCGCUGGAGACUCAAGAUGAAGGCCGGACACCCGGACUGCCUGGGCUCGAACCUGCACUCUGGGGACUGGCGCCUUCUCACUGAGCCCCCUUGCCUCCAUGGUGACCUUGGAAUGGUGGUAACCACAAAAGCCCCUGCUGCCAGGGGGCUGCCGCAUUGAGCCAGCUGGGAAAACUUAUUUUCCUGGAACCUGCCCCCACCUCAUAAUUUGCUCAAUCUCUGAUCACAGUGAGGUUAUUUGUUCUUUCUGUACCUCAGUUUUCCUGUACCAUUGGGACAGAUGGCUGUCUCCUUUGAGGCUCUGUGGUGCUGUGGCAGCCUGUGGUGUGUUUGCAUGAGCAUCCAUCAUUUCAAGUGCGACUGGAAAGAACUCUGGACCAGAAGUCAUCAGAUCUGGGGGGAGUGGUCUUAGACAUGUCACUGAACCUUUGUGGCUUCUGCUUCUCAAAUACAUGAGGGGACUACCAGCCCAGGGGCUCUCACCCAAGGGCCAGGCUGCUGCUCCAGGCAGCAUUGGAAACUUUGAGUGUGUGUGUGUGUGUGUUGGGAGGGUUACUGUAACUAUGAGGUGCCCUUGGCACUUAGUGGUUAUUUUACAACGUACAGGACAAUCUCAAACAGCAAAUUAUUGUUCCAUCCAAAUUGCUCAUCAUGGCAACCUUGAGAAACUCUGGAUGAGCCAAUCCCUUCUCCCUGUGAAAUUCUAGGAAGAGUCCCCUGGAGCAGAGAGGGUUGGGCUUCCCAAGACCCUGGCUCCCAGAACAAGCCAAAAUAAAGACUGCAUUGCUGCCCUGGGGACCUAUUGGGCCAGAGACAAGACAUCCAAGUACUUUGCAUGCCCUCUCUCUUCCUCAUGUUGACAUUGAUCUGUGCCAAAGCCUUUGAGAAUAAGAAUGAUAGGAAUGGCCCACAGCACCAAACAAGGAAAGGUAGGAAUAAAAACAUGGGACUUUCGAUCUCAGGCCCUUGUCCAAGGUCAAAGCAAGCCCAGCCCAGAGGUGCCAAGUUCCUGAAUCAUUUUUUCUCUGUUUAUGAGUCAGACAGGGUCGAUGAUAUUCCCUUAAAAGCCAGGAAAGCCAUCCGUUCACUUGUAGAAGGAGCUCUGCAUUACCUCCAUUGCCUUCCUUGCCUGCCCCUGGAGUUAAUACAGUCUUUGGAGUGGCAAGCGCAUCUCCUGAUUUUCCGUGGUAGGAAGCGCUAUCUAAGCAAAGUAGCUGAAUUCAUUCAUUCGUGCACGGUUUGCUCAGCAGACGUGCUGUUGGGCAGGUUUCUGCCCAGGGUUCUGCAAGAUGCUGCAUGACUUCCAGUAGUUAUUUUGGUUUCCAUUUCUGGUACCAAAAUGUGGAAUUGGGCUUGAGGGGCUGUAUGAGAUCAAGGAGGGUCCCUCCUGGCUCUAUGCUUCAAUUUAUUCUUCAUAAUCAGCCUAAUUCAACCCCUCUCUGCUUCAUGGGGAUAGUGUAAGGGCAGACAGGGUGACAUCUUAUUUGGGGUUUGGUUAACAGCAGGUGUCAUUUUAAUAAUGCAAGGCUGUCUCACCGAUAAGUGGACCCAGCUGACCUCCUUCUCUGCAAGAAUGAACUCAAUGAAUUAACUUUUGAUUUUGUUUUAAAAUGGGGAGACUGGUAUUUUUGAAGCUGCUAUAUUUUUCUAUUUCUCUGUUAAUUUCUUUGUAAUAAUCGGGUUGGAGUUUUGUUAUUUGGUGGGGGGAGGGAGCUUUUAUUAAGUUAGGAAGUUAUCUAAGGCAGAAGUUCCAAGGCAGCCCGCCUCUGCUGUGUUCAAAAAUCUUUUGUAUUUGUUAACAAUAUUUGAGACUUGAGAGAUUGCACAUAAAAAAGCUAGUUUUCUAGGGUGGAGGAUGGGGCAAUGCCAUCAUCUCCAGUUUGCUGCAACCCCCCUCCCCUGAUUGGAGGCCCCCUCCCAGCCAUCUACACCGCCCCCCAUCCACUGCACUUCACUCACGUAAGCCACCUGCCUGAUCCUGGAGGACAUAUGAGUUUGCAAGCCUAUGGGGUAAAGGGUGGUUUGCAUAUUAUUUUUUCAUUGCUUUCAGUAUCUCUGGUGAAUAGUUGAAGAGAGAAGGUCUUUACUGAGAUUUGUGUUCUGCCUCCCAACAGAUAAACACAAGACUGAGAUCCUUCCGGGUCUAGCUUGGCUUCCUUGACACAUGGCUAAGAUAAGCACUGUCCUUUUAGGAACAGUCUAGUUGAUAUUUUCUAGCAGACAGAGGAGUUAGGUGCUGGAAGGGAUGACCUUGGUGGUAGAUCUCUUCCAAGGACUCUUCCAAGGCAUGAAGAUUGGAUGGGCCUGUCCGAGAAUAGAAGCCCCGGAUUAAGUCGGUGGUACCAGGAGCCAUUGGCGAAGGCCUCCGGUCAAGUCAUGGUCUGGACUGUUGGGUAUUAAUCCUUCUAAUAUGGCAGUAAUUGUGCUGCUUCUGACUUGAAUCAAUAAUUCCUUAUAUCUAAUAAAACCAAACGGUACCUCAUUGCUGUCUAAUCAAAACCAGAAUGGAUCUUCCCUUUCAUUUUCAUAAGGUGUUCCUUGCAAGGGCCCCUGGGAGCAGAGCAUCUGGGCAAAAGGUGGGAACUUCUGGAAUAGUUUGGCCUGAAACACUUCCAUUCCCGCCCUAGAUCACACCUCCACCACCCUAUUGGCUAGAAUUGGAAAAUCUAUAGCUGGAAAGUAAAUACUUGAAAUUUUUAAAAAAGAUAACAUUUAGCUUGGUAUUUAACAGGAUGUGUGUGUUUUGUGUGCCCGUAUGAGCAUGUUUAAUGAGACCAAAUGGCCUUGCCUGAGUCUCAGAGAGCCCUUUAUCAUUUGUGUCAUGGUGCCUUUCCUCUCAAAGAAUUUGUCUCCAAGACUUGCCACACAGAAGGAAUCCCUUGGUUGUCAAACCAAAAACAAGGCAAAGCUGCAAAGGGGCCAAGGGCCGAGCCCCCCAUA
This is a messenger RNA of Acinonyx jubatus (cheetah), 3773 nucleotides long. RefSeq names its product chromosome C1 C2orf72 homolog (gene CC1H2orf72). Lineage: Eukaryota; Metazoa; Chordata; Mammalia; Carnivora; Felidae. Bases 107 to 853 code for a protein of 248 amino acids. The transcript has 2 exons. The record is from RefSeq and is a predicted model, not a curated record.